Drechmeria coniospora is the source of this 1413-nucleotide messenger RNA. RefSeq lists its product as uncharacterized. The transcript has 2 exons. Gene Ontology annotation, molecular function: glycosyltransferase activity. The record is from RefSeq and is a predicted model, not a curated record. NCBI's taxonomy places the organism in Eukaryota, Fungi, Ascomycota, Sordariomycetes, Hypocreales, Ophiocordycipitaceae. Bases 1 to 1413 code for a protein of 470 amino acids.
AUGUCCAUCGUUCGUCUGCGUACGGUCAGGAGGUCACCCUAUCUUGACAAGGACCUACUCAUAUGUGCGAAUGGCCCAGCCUCCGACGAGCGUUCGAACCUGCACCCAGACUCGACGGCUUCGAUUCAGCAGACCACGAUGAACGCUUCUGCUCAUUAUCCCAAACCUCACGGGGUGCACGUCAUUGACCGAGAUCAGCUGGACCUUCGAUCCGAAGCUGAAGUCGACGACGACCUCCUCCAUCCCAGACCGGUGACGACGGAAAAGAACAUCUGGUUCUUCUGGCACAGCGGCUUUCGGUCCAUGCACCCCUACUGCCAACGAACCGUCCGCGCGUGGCACCGAAGAUUCUCGAGGCAGGGAUGGGCCGUGCGGGUGCUCGAUCGCGAGCCCAAUUCGGCCCUGAACGUGGCCAACUACCUCGACGUGAACGACCGGCACACCUUUCCUCGAGCCUUUGUCGACGACACAAUCGGCGGGGACCACGCCCGGCAGCACACGUCCGACCUCGUGCGGUGGCCGCUGCUGCUGCGGUACGGCGGCGUCUACGCCGACGUGGGCAUGAUGCAGAUUGGCGACCUCGACAAGGUCUGGAGCACGACCGUCGGAGACCCAAGCUCGCCCUUUGAGAUUCUCACCUACAACAUGGGCGGCAUCGACGGCCGCGCCCUGACGAAUUAUUUUCUCGCCUCGGGCCGCAACAACGCGCUCUUCGCCCGAUGCCACAAGCUGCUCCUCCAACUGUGGGAUGCCGACGGCGGCAAGACGAGCACGGACGGCAUGCACGCGAGCCCGCUGCUCAAGGGUCUGCCGCUCAUCCGCGCCGGCGCCCCGUUCGAGGAGGAUGGGAAAUGGUACGGCAUGGACGAGGUCAGCGUCCUGCUGACGGACUACAUCAUCCAGGGUCAGGUCAUGACCAUGGUCAUGAGCCUCGUCGACGACGAAGACGGCUGGAACGGCCCCAAGUACGCGGCCGAGCACAUCUUCGCCAUCGAUUACAUGGCGGGCUCGCAGCUCAUCAACGAGAUGACGGACUGGAACGGCCCCAGGCAGUUCGAGCUCAUGUCGCUGCCGCUCCCCCGAGAGGGAGAGGAGGAGACGGACGAGCAGAGGCAGGGGCGGGAGAUUGUCGAGGCGUGCCUGACCAGGAGUUUUGGCUUCAAGCUGGCCCACGGCCUGAUCCUCCGAGUUUUGGGCGACACAUUGGGCUCGCUGUGGAGGAAACACGAGGGUGCCGACGCCGUGACGGGAACCUACGGCCAUUGGCUACGAUACGGCAUGCUGCAUUGGUGCCCGAACGAACUCCCGGCGAGGUUGGAAUUCAGGGAGCUACCGGCCGUGAAGAUGGGACGAUUGCUGAGAGAAGACGAUGCUGGCAAGGGGCAGCAUGAGGCGAACCAGGCGCAGAGAUGA